AUGACUGCCUACGAAACCGCUGGUCAACCUCAUUUGGCCAAACAAUCUAUAGCUGAUAUGAAUCCCAGUCAACUAUCGCCAUUGACGCCUGAAGUUAUUAGUCGACAAGCAACAAUCAACAUUGGUACCAUUGGCCAUGUCGCACAUGGUAAAUCAACUGUCGUCAAAUCAUUAUCUGGUGUCUUGACAGUUCGAUUUAAAAACGAAAAAGAACGAAACAUUACCAUUAAAUUAGGUUACGCCAAUGCUAAAAUAUUCGAAUGUGACAAUGAGAAAUGCCCUCGGCCAGAACGUUUUCGUUCGUCUGGCUCGAGCAGAGAAGACGUUUUCCCAUGUGAUCGUAAGGAUUGCGGUGGUCAAUUUCGACUUGUUCGACACGUUUCAUUUGUUGAUUGUCCUGGUCACGAUAUCCUGAUGGCCACUAUGUUGAACGGCGCCGCCGUCAUGGAUGCUGCUCUUUUACUUAUUGCUGCAAACGAAACUUGUCCACAGCCGCAAACAUCCGAACAUUUAGCAGCUAUUGGCAUCAUGAAAUUGAAUUCAAUAUUGGUCUUGCAAAAUAAAAUUGAUCUUGUAAGAGAAACUCAAGCCAAGGAACAAUAUCAACAGAUUAUUGAUUUUGUCAAAGGCACAAACGCAGAGGGCGCCCCAAUUAUUCCAAUCAGCGCACAGCUGAAGUACAAUAUUGAAGUUAUCUGCGAAUAUAUUACAAGAAAGAUUCCAGUACCAUUACGAGAUUUUUCAUCCAAACCACGAUUGAUUGUUAUUCGUUCAUUUGAUGUCAAUAAACCCGGUGCUGAAGUUGACGAUCUGAAAGGCGGUGUUGCUGGUGGUAGUAUUCUUAAAGGCGUUCUUAAAGUUGGCCAAGAAAUCGAAGUUCGACCUGGUAUUGUCUCCAAGGAUAAUGAAGGCCGUCUUCAGUGUCGUCCGCUUCUUUCAAAGAUCGUUUCACUCUAUGCUGAACAGAAUGACCUUGCCUAUGCUGUACCUGGUGGCUUGAUUGGUGUUGGAACAAAAAUUGAUCCAACUUUAUGUCGUGCCGAUCGUCUUGUCGGUCAAGUACUUGGUGAAGUUGGAGCAUUGCCAGAAAUCUAUACGGAAAUUCAAAUAACUUAUUUUCUUCUUCGACGUUUGGUUGGUGUUAGAACCGAAGGUGACAGAAAAGGCGCCAAGGUUGCUAAAUUAACGAAAAACGAAAUGUUAAUGGUUAACAUUGGCUCCUUGAGUACAGGUGGUCGAGUCUUGGCUAUAAAGGAUGACUUAGCCAAAAUCCAAUUGACGAAUCCAGUUUGUACGGAAGUAUCUGAAAAGAUUGCUCUCAGCCGUCGUGUUGAUAAAAAUUUCCGUUUGAUUGGUUGGGGUGAAAUCCGACGAGGAACAGUGAUUAAACCACAAGUGGAAAUUCCGACACCACGAACAGCUUCUAACAAUUAA
Molecule: messenger RNA, 1434 nt
Organism: Adineta ricciae
Lineage: Eukaryota; Metazoa; Rotifera; Eurotatoria; Adinetida; Adinetidae
Source: the annotation of a GenBank genome assembly